Molecule: messenger RNA, 1530 nt
Organism: Anopheles nili
Lineage: Eukaryota; Metazoa; Arthropoda; Insecta; Diptera; Culicidae
Gene: Idh
Product: isocitrate dehydrogenase [NADP] cytoplasmic
Exons: 2
Coding region: 142-1383 (413 amino acids)
Biological process (GO): isocitrate metabolic process
Cellular component (GO): cytosol; mitochondrion; peroxisome
Molecular function (GO): magnesium ion binding; NAD binding; isocitrate dehydrogenase (NADP+) activity
Source: RefSeq, a predicted model, not a curated record
CCGGUCAGUAGCGGUCACGCGGAUCUCUCGGUGGCGUUUGUUCGUUUCGCUUGAUCGUGAAUUUACAUACCACCCUUCCCACCUGCUUGAGAAGGUUCUCCCAGUUAGUCCGCUAGCAAAAGCAUAAAUUAGGCGAACAAUAUGGCAGCCAAAAUCAAAGCCGGCCCAGUGGUGGACGUUCUCGGAGAUGAAAUGACGCGCAUCAUCUGGGACUCGAUCAAGGAUAAGCUGAUCCUGCCGUUCCUGGACAUCGAGCUGCACACGUACGAUCUUGGUAUCGAGCACCGCGAUGCCACCAACGACCAGGUGACGGUGGAUUGCGCCGAAGCGAUCAAGCGCUACAACGUGGGCAUCAAGUGUGCCACCAUCACGCCCGACGAGGCACGCGUGGAGGAGUUCAAGCUGAAGCAAAUGUGGCGUUCACCGAACGGCACGAUCCGUAACAUCCUCGGUGGAACCGUGUUCCGAGAGGCGAUCAUUUGCAGCAAUGUCCCGCGGCUGGUCCCUGGCUGGGAGAAGCCCAUCAUCAUCGGACGUCACGCGCACGGUGAUCAGUACAAGGCGACGGACUUUAUCGUGCCGGUACCGGGCAAGCUUGAGAUGAAGUUUACGCCCGCUGAUGGCAGUGCACCACAGACGUACGUCGUGAACGAGUACAAGAGCCCAGGUGUGGCGAUGGGCAUGUACAAUUUGGACGAUUCUAUCCGCGACUUUGCCCACUCAUCGUUCAAGGUGGCUCUGGACCGGAAGUUCCCACUCUACCUCAGCACCAAGAACACGAUCCUGAAGAAGUACGACGGUCGGUUCAAGGAUCUGUUCCAGGAGAUCUACGAGAAGGACUACAAGAAGCAGUUUGAUGCCCUCGGCAUCUGGUAUGAGCAUCGGCUCAUCGAUGAUAUGGUUGCCUACUGUAUGAAGGCCGAGGGUGGCUUUGUGUGGGCCUGCAAGAACUACGACGGUGAUGUCCAAUCAGAUACGGUGGCACAGGGUUUCGGAUCUCUCGGUCUCAUGACGUCGGUGCUAGUGUGUCCCGAUGGACGCACGGUUGAAUCCGAAGCUGCCCACGGUACCGUCACGCGGCACUACCGACAGCAUCAGCAGGGCAAGGAAACCUCUACCAACCCGAUCGCUUCGAUCUUCGCCUGGACACGUGGUCUGUUGCACCGCGCCAAGCUGGACGAUAACGCGGAGCUGAAGCGAUUCGCCGAGACGCUCGAGAAGGUGUGCAUCGACACGAUUGAGUCGGGAUUCAUGACCAAAGAUUUGGCCAUCUGCGUCAAGGGCAUGGCCAACGUGAAGCGCACAGACUACAUGGAAACGUUCGAGUUCAUGAACAAGCUGGGUGAAAAUCUGCAGGUCGCCCUCACUCAGAGCCGUCUGUAAGGAAAGGGGUGUUGCAAUAUGGUUCGGCAGUUGCCACCCACGGGUGCAUUUACGCUUUGCAACGUUUUCGGUGCAUUCAUUCAUCCCGUCGAUUAAUUAAUUUCGUAUUCGCGUAUAAGCAAUGGAGAGGUCAUUUUUGUUGGUGAA